AUGGACCCUAUUUGGCAUAUUUUUCUUCUUAUUCUGGUCUUCCACAAGAUAAACCCAGCUGUUUCAUCUUGUGUCACAGGAUGCUCUUGCUCUCAAGACAGCUUUGGAAGGAGUUUGCUCUGCAUGUCUACACCAUUGAGGCAGAUCCCUGCAAACAUCCCUCAGGACAUCCGGAAAAUCAGGAUAGAAAAUUCUUACCUAACAGAAUUGCCUCGCGGGUCUUUUGAGAACGUUAGUGCCUUGGACUAUCUCUGGCUGAAUUUUAACAACAUCACAGUGAUGCACAUCAAGAGCCUGGAAUAUUUGCCAGCUCUGAAGGAGCUGCGCUUGCAAGGGAACAAAUUAAGCUCGGUGCCAUGGACAGCAUUUCAAGACACUCCGGCUCUGAAAAUCCUGGAUUUGAAGCACAACCGGCUGGAUGUCCUUCCAGAACACGCUCUCCGCUACCUGCCCAACCUGACCUAUUUAGAUCUAUCCUCAAAUCAGCUUACUGUUAUAUCCAGGGAUGUCUUCUACAGCUGGCCCGUCUACCAGAGAAGCCAGAGAGUAGAGGGGCAGGCAGAACUUAUUUCCAAUGCCGUCCUGGCUCUUCAUGACAACCCCUGGAUUUGUGACUGUCGCCUGCGGGGAUUUGUCCAGUUUAUCAAGUCAGUUGGCCCACCUAUUAUUUUGAUGAAUUCCUAUUUAACUUGCUCAAGCCCGAAAUUCAGGUCAGGGAAAUUUUUUCAUGAAGUGGAACUCAACAGCUGCAUGAAGCCCCUGACCUCAGCCCUUGACACCAACCUGACAGUCCCCGUGGGGCUGAAUGUCACCCUGACCUGCUUUGUGCAAGCCAACCCUUCCCCAGUUGUCUGGUGGACCUAUGCACUCAAACUUUUAAGGGCAUUUAAUGUGUCCACCGAGCCCAUCAGUGAGGAGACCGUUCGCUCAGAGCUGCUGAUCCCGGCGGCACGGCCAGCAGAUGCUGGCAACUACACCUGCACGGCUGCCAACUUCUUGGGCAACACUUCGGUGGCCAUCAGCCUGCGUGUGGGGGCCCCGUCGGCAUCUACCACCUAUCCGGGCUGGGCUCCCAUCGUCCCCGCUGAGCCGGGGGCCCACGUGGAAGUGCGCAUCGCUAAGCAGACAGUGUACGGCAUCACCCUGGAGUGGUUCGCGGCGGCGGCGGCGGCAGCGGAGCCGGGUGAGACCUGGUACACCCUCCUGCUGGGCCGCUACGAUGCUGCCCAGAAGGAUGCGAUCUACAUCGGCCCAGGCAUUAACACCUAUUCGGUGACCGACCUGCUGCCUGCCACCAAGUACGAGGUCUGCGUGGCCGUGCGCAACCAGGCGCCCCGCAAAGGCCAGUGCAUCGUCUUCGUCACGGGCAGCGACGUCAGCCAGAUGGAGCAGCGAGAGAAGCUCAUCCACAUCAUCGUCAUCGUUUGCGCCAUGGUGCUGGCAGUGCCCGCCGGCAUGUACGCCUGCACCGCCGAGGCCCGCCCUGGCUGCCUGACCCGCUGCCUGCGCGCCUGUCCCCGCCGCCGCCGCGGCGACCGGGCCCAGGCUGCCGGCAGCAAGGAGAGCACUCUGGACAGCCUGCCCGCCGGCAGCGAGGACGGGCUCUGCCGCAGCCCCCGCCGGCCCCCAGCCCGGGAGGAUCCGGGCAAGGCCCGGCAGCCCCCCAGGAACAGCGCUGAUCUCUAUUAG
Molecule: messenger RNA, 1689 nt
Organism: Calypte anna (Anna's hummingbird)
Lineage: Eukaryota; Metazoa; Chordata; Aves; Apodiformes; Trochilidae
Gene: LRIT2
Product: leucine rich repeat, Ig-like and transmembrane domains 2
Exons: 3
Coding region: 1-1689 (562 amino acids)
Molecular function (GO): protein binding
Source: RefSeq, a predicted model, not a curated record